Peronospora belbahrii is the source of this 2469-nucleotide messenger RNA. The record is from the annotation of a GenBank genome assembly. NCBI's taxonomy places the organism in Eukaryota, Oomycota, Peronosporomycetes, Peronosporales, Peronosporaceae.
AUGGGGGGAGAAGAACAAGUCGAAGAAGAAGAAGGCGAAGUGAAUGCUGUAAAUCCCUCUAGUAGCAAUAAUUACGCUCGGUAUACGGAACGUACGGCGCAUGUGGAUAUGUUACGUGCAACACAAGAAGAAUUAGCCACAAAGAUUAAAGAAUUACAAAUCUAUGAAUCAAAUUACGUGACACUAAAGAAAGAUUUAGCCCGUUGGAAGAAGAAAUUUGAAUACGUUUUUCGUGAGAAUGAAUUAUUAGCACUAGAAACCGGUAAAUUGGAUGCAUCGCAUAAACAAAUCGCAUUUCUCCAACAGGAAAUUAAAUUUAAAGAAGAAGAAGGAGCAGCAUUACGUGGUCUUGUGAGUGCAUUAGAAGUUGCCACGAAGAAAGAGCGUGCGAAACAAUUGGAAGCAGCGAAAGCACGAGAUUCAGAGCUUGAAGUUGUUGCAGCACUUGCGGCAGAACGGAAAAGCACGGACGAUGUGGAUCAAGUAUUACAAGCCGAACGGAAAGCUCGGUGUGAAGAAAAAGAACGAUAUGGUGCUGAAAUUGCAGCAUUGAAAGCAGAAAAUGCCUUGUUACUUAAGGACGUGGAUCGAAAAGAUGAAGGAUUACAACGACAGGAAGAAUUAGUUAGUGCACAUAAAGUACGCAUUGAAAGCUUGCAACAAGCUUUGAAAGAAGAACAGGAAGCAGGAAUGACACGACUUAAGGAGAAACAAGAUAAGGUCUUGGAAUUAGAAAAACAAAUGCAACAAAUGCAACUGAGACGACGUUCAAGUGUUGCCGCAGCAUUGGCCAUGGCGGAAGAACAAGGAAGAGAUACGGUUGGGUUUGGACCAAAGGAUCGUCUGAAGGCGAAUCGUGUUAGCGAAGGAGAUGAAGAUGGAAGUGACGAGGAACCAGAUACACCUCCAGGAACACCACCUCCCAUUUCAUCGGGCGGAUUAUUGCCACUUGAAGAUCCGACAGCUGAUCAAACGAUUCGAGACUGGACUGAAGAUCGAAAGAUUCAAUCGGCACGUAGUUUUGAUGACGCGUUGGACCUUGACAGACUGGAAGAACUGAUUCGGAAACUGCCUUAUGAACAUCAAGAAGGUGCGAGUCGCGUUCUCAUGGGCGCACUGGACCCAGACACGGGCGAGGAGCUUGUAAAUGAAUCGCAGAUUGUAUUGCGGCACUUGUCAGCUGAGCGACAGGCGGAGUUACGCGAAUUCUUGGUACCACUAUUGAAGGCCCAUCCAGCGCUGAGGGUGUCGUACUCGACUAUGGAGCGUCGUACGCUGGUGACAGAUGUACGCAUUCAGAUUGAACGUCGCCGCGACUCUGUCCUAGGUGGAUUUGUACCUGGUGAAAAACGUUUCGGCAAGGAUCAUAUGUUCUUGGGUCCGUCCGUAGAAGACGUGAGUAAGCUUGUGCCACACACGUCUCGUGUUAUUAGCACGAGUAACAAGGCCACAUAUGUGUCGAAACCCAAAAACGCUGAUUCUCUUGCUAGUAUUGCUGCUUCUUCACCUCAGGAAAGAGGAAGUGAACAUACCGAGGAUAUGGAUACAUCUUCUGAGUCGGCGGAGCUACCCGAUACUACGGUAUCCAAGCGUAAAUGGGGUGGGUUGAAUGCUGCCAAGUUCAUUGGUACGAUGGCAGCUGGUGCCAAGCAGCGUGUGGCAGCUACAUUUAAGAACGCCAAGUAUUCACACGAUGGCACAUCGUGUCAGUUCUGUAAGAUGACGCCUAUUGUGGGAGAGCGCUAUUCGUGUGCCACAUGCGUAGGCUUUGAUCUUUGCGAGAAUUGUUACUGCCUUGGUGGUCACGGUUUGGAAAACUCAGACGAGUUGUUUUAUCGCGUGCAGGAGCUAGUGCUUGCUCGUUGCCCUCGUUUAGCCGAGGAAGUGGAUUUGCUCGAGCUGAUGCGCUUUGAGAUUUGUCGCUCAAACUUGCGCAAGUUUAAUUUUUGUUUGAACUGGCUGGCGGACAUUGUCAAUGGCAAAACAUCCAAGGACUUACAGGCGCGUGCUUUGGAAAUUCCCAGCAUUCGGCGCGAUGUCCGCAAGGUGUUCGUGCCUCUCCUUAUGCGCGUAUGCAGUGACCGAGAAGAUAUUGAGGUGAAGACGGAGUGGGAGCUGGAGGAUGACAACCAGGCACCAGUCCGUAGCGUGGGCGGUGGAGUUAGUGAAGGAGACGGACGGUUUUUGGAGACACUACGUAUUUGGGUGGCAGAUCAGUACCGUACUACAUCGCCGUUCGUGGAACGUAGUCUGCUCAAGUAUCGUGAAGGCGAGGAGGAGGGUGAAGAUGAUAGCGACACUGGCGAUGGUAGCGAUGAUGGCCACGCGCACAAAAAUGGAGGCCACAAUAGCAUUCCUGAUGGCGCUGCAGAAGACCCCUAUGGCCGUGUGGAAGGAACCAGUAGUGAACCAGGGACCCCGGAAGCCAAUCGUGUUCAUAGCGAUCAGUGCCAGAGAGAGUAUCGUUAG